UAGGCCUCGGUGAAACGGCUUAAAAUAUAGUAUAAACAAACAGCGGAGGAGGGAAGGAAGAGAGAAGGGGGUGUUAACAAACGAACCAGCUGUUGUUCAUUCUGCUUGAACACACAAAUGACGACGCGGUGGGGGUUCAGAAGAGUAGACCACCCAAAUGGGGGUAUUUCCCACCGUCCAAAUUUUCGCGUGGGGAUGUGCCACUGAACCGUUGGAAACCAGCUCGGAAGCAUGUCCAGGUGAGUUCCUGCGCACGCGGAAGGGGAACCCACCAAUAAGCGGCGGCGAAUGAGCGGCGAAUGAGCGUCAGGCAGCAAGCAGUAACUGUGACGAAUAACCCUGACGAAUAACCCUGACGAAUAACCCUGACGAAUAUCUGUGGCCACCCCCUUUUUUAAAAAGGCGAAAGCGCUUCGUGCAAAAUGAGCGCCCUUAAAAUUCUCCAGAGGGUGGUGACCAAGGGAAAGCUGCCCCCCCCAAAAGGGCUCUCCAGGGCAGCCACGCGAAAAUUUACAAGUGAAGGGAAAAAAAUUUGGUACAGCGGACCGAAAGAUACCUACAUAAACAGCGGAUUUGAGUUAAAAAACGAAGACACAGAAAAGCUAAUCGAAUUGCUGAAGGAGAGUUUAAAGUUAAAGCUGCUCUCAUGUACAUACUGCUCGGAAGACAUUGCCAAGCACUACUUAGAGCUAGCCAUUAUGGAACAUAAAAAUUUGCUACUGAAUGACUCCAAAAAUCACUAUUUAAAAAGUUUCGAAAUUUAUAAAAAAAUUUUUGGAGAAUUAAGCAUCAUGUGUGCAAACAUACAGACGUACUUAGGCGUUGUACAUAAAGAUCUGGGGGACUUAAAAAAGGCAGAAGAGUUUUUGCAAUUAUCGCUAGCUAAUAAAAGGCUAAUAAUAAAAAAUGAAAAUUAUUUAAUCAUCGAUACGUUGAAUAACCUCGGCUCGUUGUACCAACAUAAGAAAGAGUUUGAAAUUUCUGUUGGCUAUUUUGAGGACUGCAUAAGGUUGUUAAUUUCUUCCCCUAUUGAGCUGAACAAAAACGAACAGAUAGCCUUGUGCUAUUAUAACCUCUCCUUUUCCUACUUAGGGUUAAACGAUCCCCACUCUGCCAUCACCUGCUUAAUUCGAUCCUACGCUGUUGCGCGGGAAACGUUCGGCCCUGACCACACCUUGACGGUUCGGAUUAGGGAGCUGCGAAGGAGGCUGGAGCGGGAGAGAGGCGCGGCUAAGUGA
Plasmodium vivax (malaria parasite P. vivax) is the source of this 1238-nucleotide messenger RNA. RefSeq names its product hsp70 interacting protein, putative. NCBI's taxonomy places the organism in Eukaryota, Apicomplexa, Aconoidasida, Haemosporida, Plasmodiidae. The transcript has a single exon. Bases 423 to 1238 code for a protein of 271 amino acids. The record is from RefSeq and is a predicted model, not a curated record. Gene Ontology annotation, molecular function: protein binding.